AUGGACAGUGUUCUAACCUUAAUAAAAUAAUUGGAUAGUGAAAUCGAAGUGCAAUAAUGAUUAAUAUAAAAUUAAAAAUUAAUUUAUUAAUUCUGUUAUCUGUUUUUAGUAAAGGGGUAAUUUGCCAUAAUAAAUACUCAGCUGCUGCAAAUACAAAACAUGAUGAAUCGACAGGAAAUACACCUCUUAAUUUGAAAACAUUGGAUAAACCAUUUCGUAUGAACAAAAUUAACUUACUCUGGUCAAAAGCGCAAAUACGUUUGUCUGAACCCAAAUUGAAGUCGCUUUUUGGCGAAUUAAAAAUUCAUGAUAAGGAAGAAGUGACAUGGAAAAGGUUAAGAGCUGAAGGAAAAGAUAAGGAUGGUCUUAAAGAAGCUGAGUUAAGACAAAAAUUAAUUAACAUAAUGAAAAUGUACAAUCUGUGGGAGCAUUUUGAUGAUACAUCAUCUUCAGAACAACCCAAGCCAGAGUCUGAUAAAUAUAUAAAUAAAAGUUUAUUCAAAGACAAGAAGUUAAAUAAAUUGUGGCAUAAGGCUGAAAUGUCUGGGUUUUCUCCAUUAGAACUUGAAACCUUAAAGGAGGAAUUUAAUCAUCAUCAAAAUAAAAUAGAUGAAUAUUAUUCCAUUCUGAAGGAUGUAAAACAGCCUGAAUCAACAGCAGAGAGUGAAAAUUCGGUCAACGAAAAGCUUGAAAGAUUUAAUACUAUAGAAUACAAUGAGAUCCCCACUACAAAUCAUAUUCAGAAAGCAAACAUGCUCAGAGAAAAGCAUCAAGAAAUCAAGGAAGGAUACGAUCGUUUGCAAAGACUAGCCCAUAAAGGUCCCAACAGUAAAGAAUUCGUAGAACCCAAAGUGCAAGGAUUGUGGAAGAUAGCACUGGAGAGUGACUUUGGACCUGAAGAAAUGGAGUCUUUAAGAAUCGAAUUACUUCAUUAUGAAAACAGGCUUAUGAAAUUGAGACAUUUACAAGUAGAGCAAGUACUUAAUGAAGAGAAACACAAGGAAAAGGCCCAGUUAUUGGGGGAAAAACCCAAUGGACAUAUUCUUUUAGAUGACAAUAUCAAGAAACAAACCAGAAAAGUUGAGAAAUUGCACUUGGACUUGGAAGCAAAAAUUAUGCAAAAACAUUUGGAAUUGUAACAUGAAAAUUACUUGAUACAAAAAUUGUAUUUAUAGUGAUUGAAUUUGUACUAACAAAGAUAUUUUUAAUGUCAAUUACUGAUAAAAAUUGUAAUUGUGAAAUACCGAAAUACUAUUUAUGUAUGCAGCUGUAUUUUUAUUGUAGAUUAAAUAAAAAGUUUUUAAAAAG
Molecule: messenger RNA, 1308 nt
Organism: Agrilus planipennis (emerald ash borer)
Lineage: Eukaryota; Metazoa; Arthropoda; Insecta; Coleoptera; Buprestidae
Product: alpha-2-macroglobulin receptor-associated protein
Exons: 3
Coding region: 57-1139 (360 amino acids)
Biological process (GO): regulation of receptor-mediated endocytosis
Cellular component (GO): endoplasmic reticulum; endomembrane system
Molecular function (GO): heparin binding; low-density lipoprotein particle receptor binding; receptor antagonist activity
Source: RefSeq, a predicted model, not a curated record